AUGCGCAGUAACAACAAUCUGUCUGUAGCAGACGAUAGGAGUUAGUUGACAAUAAGAAAAGUGACACUGUGUAUACUUGAAUGACAUCAAGCUGAGGAUAAUUUCUAUUGAAAUGGCGGAAAAGCGAGUACCUAUGUUGGAGAAAAAGGAAAGCAAGAAUAAUUUCUUGCGCCAAUUUCGAGAUAAGGAGACUAGGGAGUUCAAACAAAUAUCUGCAAGUCAAUUUAUGGAAGUAUGGAACCAUUACGAUAGCGACGGAAAUGGUUUUAUUGAGGACAGUGAGCUGGAUGGUUUCUUGAAGGAGUUAGUAACAAGUGUUAACACAACAGACGUCGGACCUGAAGUGAUAUCUGAUUCUGCAUUGAAAGAUGCAAAGAAACUUGUGCUCAAUGCUUUCGACGAGAACAACGACGGCCGUAUUGACAUUGCCGAGCUUGCUCAGAUACUUCCAAUGGAACAAAAUUUCCUUUUGUUGUUCAGAAGAGAUCAUCCAUUAGAUUCGAGUGUCGAGUUUAUGAAGAUUUGGCGGGAAUAUGAUAGCGAUCACAGUGGAUAUAUCGAGGCAGACGAACUUAAGAAUUUCCUACAUGAUCUUCUUAAGCGAUCAAAGAAAGACACGGAAGUAUCCGAGGAACAGCUUAUCGUCUAUGCUGACACAAUGUUGCAGCUAUUCGACAGGAAUCGAGACGGAAAACUUCAACUAAGUGAAAUGGCAAAAUUGCUCCCAGUGAAGGAGAAUUUCCUGUGUCGACCCAUUUUCAAGGUUGGUUCGACAAAGAAAAUGGAUUUCUUGGCGGGUUGUAGCAGGUUAUCGCCAGAUGACAUAGAUAGGGUUUUCAAUCUGUAUGACGUGGAUAGAAAUGGUUAUAUAGAAAACGAAGAGCUGCAUGGGUUUCUGAAAGACCUAAUGGAACUCGUUGAAGACGAUUACGAUGCCGACGAUCUGUUAGACUGUCAGAAGAUUCUGUUAGACAAAUGUGACCUCAAUCAGGAUGGAAAAAUUAACAAAGAAGAGCUCACAAUGGUGUUAACAUCUUGCAACAAGGCAAACUCAAGUGAUUGACUCUAAACUUCCAUAAACAUUUUUGUGAAAUACUUUUUACAUACCAAAUGAUCAAAUAACUGGCUUUAUAUCAAAGUAUUGCGGUGUUACACUUAUUUAUAUUUUCUCUAAUAUAUAUAUGUUAAUUUUUUGUUUGUGUUUAUACAUUACAUAUUUUAUUUGUGUACAAAUUAUGUAAAGACAUUAAAGAAUGUUCAGAAAACUUAUUUGUUCUAAAAUCAUUAUUAUUAUGAUUAUAAUGUGCAAACAUAAACCAAACAAACUACUGUUCUUGUGUUUGUUCCUCAAACUUUAUAUCUCUUAUUUUAACUGUUCAUUGAAACCUUUAAUUUAACAUGAAAGAAAUAAUUCUGUUAAUGGUAAAAGUACGUUUACUUACGUGCUCUUUAAAUAUCUUAGAAUAAUAGACUUAAAAAAAGUUGUUUUAUGUAUACACAUAUAUUUUCAAUUGUUUGUACGUUAUUUUGAUGUGUUUCAAGACACCGGUUAAAGUGCAUAUAGUGUUCUUUGCUCAUCUAGUACAUUGUUACAUAGUCAGCAUUAUCUAUGUAAAACAAACUUACCUGCAAACAUUUUGUGUCUUUUAAUUGUAUAUAGCUAACUAUGUAAAGCUUUUUGAUAAUAAACUUUGUACAUAAAAGGUUAUGAUAAAAAAAACUUUGCUUUAUGUUGUUAUUUUUUUAAACUAGUAGUAAAUUUGUUCAUUUGUAUUAAGUUUUGUAUAUUUUUUAGCUUUUAUGAAAAUUUAUGUCGCUACAUGGCAACUGCUCGUUAGAACAGGGUGCAAACUGGGGGCAAAUUGCAUAUAUUAAACUUUAACUUUUAACCUGUUGGCGGCAACUGAUAAACUACCAAUGCGACCAGUGCAGACCAAGCCUUCUUGUCAUUGUUUGUACUGUUUACAGUCCCUAAAUUUUUUUAAUUUUCCCGUAUAGCACCAUGCCUCCAGAUUCAUGCUAAUUUUCAUGAAAAUUUUGAUAAUGUUUUUAUAAGUGAUAUAUUGUGAAGUUACAAAAAGAAGCAAUUUAUAUAUUACAAACAACACUCAUACACAUGUAAAUUACCAAAAUGAGGUCAAAAUAUUCGGAAAUAGCUUUUACUGCGUUAGUAAAGCAGUAGAAAUAUGCUUAUAAAUACUGAAAAAUCUAUCAUUAAUCGCAUAAAACAUUUACAUUAUUACUAAAAAUUUUAAUCUUUUUACUUUUCCUAACGUUUUAGUACAUUUUUUCUCAGGUUUGAUUUAUUGAAAUAUUUUUUUCUCAUCUGGAGGCAUGCAUCUUUAAUGAUGACAAUUUUGUUCAAUUAAAGAUAUACAAGUCCAUAAAUAAUAUUUAGCACUUUGUUUUCAACAGGAUUCAAAAUAAAUUCAAAAUUUGAGAUUAUGUAUAUUCGCUCAAAGAAAUUUAGGUAUGCAUGUCAUUAAAAUGUUUUACAUAAUUUUAUAUUACAACAUAAAUUUUUGCCUUUUAUGGAGAAUGGUUUGUUUUUUAAUAAUUUAAAUAUUUGCUCUUGGUUUUUUGAGAAAGUGGUAUUUUUUUAACUCUUUGAAACAUUUGCUUGUUUUGUAAUGUUUUUAAAUUGGCAUAGAAUUUUAUUGAAACAUUGCUUUGUGACAGUAGACGAUAACUUAAAAGAAAAUAUUAUUCAUUUUAACUUUGGAAAUUCCAAAAUGCAAUAGGAAAACCUUUAAUAAAUAUGGAAAUCACUAUGUUUGAAAGUAGGUAUAUUCUUUCAAAUAAUUUGUUGUGUUAUAUUAUAUUGAAUGUGUAACUAUAUGUUUGACAACUUUAUUACUUUAAUAAAACAAAGUUAUUUCAUUUUUACGAUCUCAAUCAAAUACCUAUCAUCAAAAUAUCAUAAAUAAUUUCAAAUCAGUUUUAUAAACAAAUUGUAUUGAUAGAAAGAAAUUGUGAAAGACCGAAACAUGUGUCUACAGCUUACAUUUUUCUAUGGUUAAGCGAUGUUUUUUUGUGUUUUGUGUGUGGUUUUUUUUAAUAAUUAGCUAUUUUUUCCACUAUGUUAAUAUAUAUUUCUUAACAAGUUUUAUAUUUAAGGGUUAAAGGUGUGGAUAGCAUGAUUAGCAUGUAAUUAUUGAUGAAAUCAAAAUAAAUUCUUAAUGUUUAA
This is a messenger RNA of Ruditapes philippinarum (Manila clam), 3187 nucleotides long. Its product is annotated as calbindin-32-like. The record is from RefSeq and is a predicted model, not a curated record. Gene Ontology annotation, biological process: regulation of long-term synaptic potentiation; regulation of presynaptic cytosolic calcium ion concentration. Lineage: Eukaryota; Metazoa; Mollusca; Bivalvia; Venerida; Veneridae. The transcript has 12 exons. Bases 113 to 1063 code for a protein of 316 amino acids. Gene Ontology annotation, cellular component: terminal bouton; dendrite; cytosol. Gene Ontology annotation, molecular function: calcium ion binding.